Messenger RNA from Cannabis sativa, 1811 nucleotides. RefSeq names its product replication factor C subunit 3. The transcript has 13 exons. The record is from RefSeq and is a predicted model, not a curated record. NCBI's taxonomy places the organism in Eukaryota, Viridiplantae, Streptophyta, Magnoliopsida, Rosales, Cannabaceae. Gene Ontology annotation, cellular component: DNA replication factor C complex; nucleus. Gene Ontology annotation, biological process: DNA repair; DNA-templated DNA replication. The coding region runs from base 372 to 1508 and encodes 378 amino acids. Gene Ontology annotation, molecular function: ATP hydrolysis activity; DNA binding; DNA clamp loader activity.
CAAUAUUGAGAUAACACAAGAGUUUCAUUUCUCAGGAAAGCUCACCCAAAAUAGACACAGAAGAAGAACCUACCAUUUCGUGAAGCCUACCCGCCUCUGCUCUUCAUCUCCUUCCUUCCAUCAACCGAUUCUUGCUGAAUCAGCUGGGGACAAGGGCAACGGCAUGAUCGGGGAUUGGAAUUGGUUUUGUAGGUAAGGGAUUGGAGGUUGCGGUAGGUGGUGUUGGCUUUGAGAGAAGAGUAGAUAAUUUGAUACUUUGCCUCGCCCAGGUUGUGUGAUCACAGAGAAAACAUAUUCUUGGACAUUCAAUUAAUUGAAUGUGGUACAAUUUGAGAAGUUCUCAUCACAUUGUGAAUUUGUCAAUUUGAGCCAUGUUGUGGGUCGACAAAUACCGUCCUAAAACCCUAGACCACGCUUUGGUUCACGAAGAUGUUGCCCAAAACCUCAAGAAGCUUGUUACUGAGCAGGAUUGCCCGCAUUUGCUCUUCUAUGGCCCAUCUGGGUCGGGCAAAAAAACCCUAAUCAUGGCCCUCAUCCGUCAGAUGUUUGGAGCAAGUGCUGAGAAGGUGAAGGUUGAAAAUAGAACAUGGAAAGUUGAUGCUGGAAGUAGAACUAUUGAUUUAGAGCUGACAACAUUGUCAAGUACCAACCAUGUGGAAUUGAACCCUAGUGAUGCAGGAUUUCAGGACAGAUAUAUAGUUCAAGAGAUAAUUAAAGAGAUGGCUAAGAAUAGACCAAUUGACACAAAGGGGAGAAAAGGAUACAAAGUUUUGGUGCUUAAUGAAGUUGAUAAACUUUCAAGAGAAGCACAGAAUUCUCUUAGAAGAACAAUGGAGAAGUAUAGUGCCUAUUGUCGACUAAUUUUAUGCUGUAACAGCUCUUCAAAAGUUAGUGAAGCCAUCAGGUCUCGCUGUCUGAAUGUGAGAAUCAAUGCACCAUCAGAAGAACAGAUUGUUAAGGUACUUGAGUUCAUUGGUAAAAAAGAAGGCCUGCACAUUCCAUCUGGAUUUGCUGCUCGUUUAGCUGAAAAAUCGAAUCGAAGUUUAAGGAGAGCCAUAUUGUCAUUUGAAACUUGCCGUGUUCAACAAUAUCCUUUCACAAGUAACCAAACAAUACCACCAAUGGAUUGGGAGGAAUAUAUUUCUGAAAUUGCAUCUGACAUAAUGAAAGAGCAAAGCCCGAAAAGGCUUUAUCAGGUUCGGCUUAAAAUCUAUGAGCUACUUGUCAAUUGUAUACCUCCGGAGAUCAUCUUGAAGGUAAAUGCUUUCCAUUUUAUUGCUCACUACAAAUUUUCAUCCUUUUUUAUUCAACUUUUGGUGUUGCAUCAGAGGCUGCUUUACGAGUUACUGAGGAAAUUAGACGCAGAAUUGAAGCACGAGGUUUGCCACUGGGCGGCAUAUUAUGAACACAGGAUGCGACUUGGACAAAAAGCUAUAUUUCACAUUGAAGCGUUUGUGGCCAAGUUCAUGAGCAUUUACAAGUCUUUUCUUAUUGCAACAUUUGGCUGAGUAACAGAAUGUGGAAGUGUGUUGGAAAUUUUUGUAACAGUUUUAGGUGAUUCCAUCGUCCUAGACUUGACUUUGCACAUUGGGGGUGCUAGAUGGAAACUAGGUCAUCAUGAGUACUCUUGUUUUAUAUAAAUGUGAAAAGGGAUGUGUAAAACCUAUUUUUGAUUAGGAAAAAUCUGAAAAUGUAUUAAGCUUUCAGUUUUGGAAGCCUGAAUUCAAUGGGUAGACUCAAGUGUCAUACAUUAUGGAGGAAUUAUAUUCACAAGCCAUUAAAAAAAUUGAAUAUGCUCUCUUAAAAAGCAA